Molecule: messenger RNA, 4638 nt
Organism: Topomyia yanbarensis
Lineage: Eukaryota; Metazoa; Arthropoda; Insecta; Diptera; Culicidae
Gene: Zcchc7
Exons: 5
Coding region: 175-4269 (1364 amino acids)
Molecular function (GO): nucleic acid binding; zinc ion binding
Source: RefSeq, a predicted model, not a curated record
UGCUCUAGUCGGUCGUGCGUGGUCGCAUAAUCUGAAAAUUUUUACAUUCUCGUGGUGUGAUUUAUUCUGAUGAAAUUAAUUUUGUUUUAAAGAAACAUUUAAUAAUUUCGUUCAACGUACGGUAUAACUUCUUAUUGAGUUUUUCAUUACACAUCUUUCACAAAUAUUUUCAUCAUGGAGUUAAGUCAGCAUGAGUUGGCCGAACUGGAAGAAAGGUUAUAUUCCAGUAUACAUCAUGCAAGUGCGGAACCAAAUGUAUGUACAAAUAAUUCAGCGGAAUCAACACCACUGCCAACUGCUUUAAAUGAAUUGGUUCCUUCUCGUCAUCGUGUGGUUAGCGAUAAGGCGAUCGUCAAUGAUGGUCGUCGGAACAAUUUAAAACUGAAGCGUUAUUGGAGUUCGAUGCAACAAAAAUCAAAAACAUACCCAGGUAUUCAAAACAACAAACCCUGGAGUGGAGUAUCCAGUAUUAGCGGGGUUUCAAAUGAAGAGGAUGUUUCCAUAUCCAGACAACAAUCAUUCACACCUUAUCAGUCGAUACUUGGACCACCAAAUGAAGCUUUAGAGAAGGGUGGACCUAACAUAGAGUUAGUAGGUGUGAUGCCUAACGAGGAAAAACAAAGAAAAAAGAAAAGUGUUCAAGGAGAUGGAAAGAAAAUUCCUAAUAUAAACAGCAUUAAAAACAGAAAAUUAGAACAGCUAAAAAAGGUGAAAGCAAAAAGAGUUAAGGCUCAACGAAGUCGUCAGAAGGCCUUCACGGAUCAGCAGCGGUUAGUAGCUACGAUAGAAAUAGAAUCAUCUUCGGAAGAAGAUGGGGAAUACCGUUCACCAGAUCCCAUCAAACAGGAAUCGAAAGAAGAGAUAAUAGGACAUCAAGAUUUAGAGGACUCUGACCCAGAUGAAGUGGUUGUUAUUCCAUCUGCACCACCUCCGCUUGUCUGCAUAGAGAGCACUGAUGAUGAGGGAGAUAAGAACAACUUUACCCAUCCAAAAUCAAAAAAGAAGAAAAAUACAAAAAAGAACUCGCCUCGUUGUUUGAGCCCAUCGAAUAGUUCUAUCAUGUCAGAUGAUUUCAUCGGACAAAAUGAUCGGACUCGUUUGAACGACAGCUUCAUCGAAGGGAUGACGAACGACGUAGAACUCGAUUGUUCGGCACUGCCCACUGUUGGCUCACUGCUGGCUGGUGAACGAUUAGGUGGUGUUGUCGAUAUUAGUCGUGGAGCACGGGCCCCUUCUAUCUCUUCUGAAGGAACAGUUGCUACGAGCAGUGAUACCACCGACCAAGACAAACGCAAUAGUCUUAAAAAGGCUCCCACACCCCCGAUUGUCAGUCAUUUUGGAGCGAUGUCCAAAUCAUGUUCGACGCCAAAGCAAUCUUUGCAAGUAAAGAAAGUUGCUGGUAACUCUAAAGGGCCGAAGCUGCCUGAAGAAGACAGUAUCUAUACUAGCACAUCGGCCAAGAAAUCGAAGUCGCUUAUAGAAAUAUGCCCUCGUAGCAUUUCAUCCGAUGAAAGCAACGGCGGGAAUAUUUCAUCUCACUCGAAACGAUCGAAAUCUUACCAUUCAGAUGCCAGCAACAAAAGUUCAAAGAAGCGUAAAAAUCGCCGUCAGCGUGAUUCCGAGCAUUACUCCGAUGAGGAUUUUGCCUCGAUGCUAACCGAUAUCGUUCAAGCCAUUUCCGAGAACGAAGAAGAAGAAAGUUCUGAGGAAGACGACGCGUCGCAUAACGAAAAUCAACCCUCUACGGCUGCAGUAGAUCGAACAAUUGAUCUGCAUCCCGACAGUUCGAACGAUAUUCUUGAGAUUAAAGAUCAGGAGCCAAGCACAAUCAGCCUACCGCAGGUGGAACAACGCAAUACAGUUGAAGUCUUUCCUUCCCAAGUUCCGCAUGAUAUCAACGAUUCGGCAGUUGUGUGUCUUGAAAACGACUCACCACCUGUCAUUAGUUUGCUCAACGAAUCAGCUGACGAACGGAAGAGAGACAAUACGCCUCUUAAAAAAUUUCAUCGCAGAGAGGAUGAACCAGAGUACUGCUGGAACAACGAAAUCAGAAAGUUCUACAACAAUUCUUGGAAUUGUGAAGAUUUCAACAUUUCGACUGUGAUGUUUAACAUGCCUCGAUCUAGCAAGAGCUGGCCUAUCGUGCAUAAGGACAAAUACCCGGAUCCCCCGCGGAAGGAAAUCACUUGCAACAACUGCGGCGAACGAGGACACAUGCGCUAUCGAUGUCAAAAUCCACCGAAACCAAGAACCUGUUACAUGUGUGGACAAACCGGACACCAGGAACCUCGUUGUCCCAAUACCGUUUGCCUUAAGUGUGGAGAGAAGACGAGAAAUUUCCUUCGCGGUUGUCAGUCGUGCGCCCGCGAACAGCACAUGACCUGCCAUCUCUGUGGAGUGCGUGGGCAUGGCCAACGAAACUGUCCGGAUAAGUGGAGGCGCUAUCAUUCGACGAUCGAAGAUAAUAAACCAUUGACACGAACUUUCGUGCGCAAUCCAAACGCGAAGCAUUGCUGCAUUUGUUCGCUUCCCGGUCAUGAAGCGCAUAUGUGCAAUGCUGCGCUGCGAAUUUUCGGCCAACUCGUACCGACUACCGAGGUGAAGAACUACCAGCCGGUGUACUACAUUAACGAGCGGUAUCGCCAGCAAGACGAGAAAAAUGAACAAAAAUUCAACAUGUUUAGCGAUAUGGCCGACUAUCGGCUUAAUUUUGACGGCAAGUUUGCGAUGAAUGAGAAAAGUUUCUACAACCGAUUCGCUAAGUCAGUCGGACUGUUGGAUAAGAAAAAGCGAAGAGAGGAACGGCUGGCUCGUAGAAUGCGCCGAGAAGCCAGAAAACGCAAACAAGCGGCUGAAACAACUACGGGAGAUGGGAAGGUUGUUUGCAAUGAAGAGUCGAAGGAUGCUGACCCAUCCACUAAAGCGAAAGAAGUUGCCCAAGAGAGCACAGGUGAUCCAACUAAAACUGCCAAGGAGGACUCGAACUACAGUUUCUCUGAAUUCUUCGAAGAAUCUCCGGUAACAUCGCAACCUCAUGCACAGGAACCGUUGCCGGACUACAUUCCGCUAACGUCUAGCGAAACCCCCUCUUCCUCGACUCUUGUAUGCUCCGCGGAACAAAAUAGCGACGCAAAGAUUUAUCUCACAAAACCUCACGCAAAGAUUCUGCUUGGACCCAACGGAGCAGCAUUUCUCAAAGAUGCCUCCGCCAAGUUUACCCUCAAGCUCAGCGUUUCGUUCCAGUCUGUGGGAAAUGUUUUGAUGGUAAAUGGUUCUUCGAUAGCUCAGGAUAAUUUCCAUAACGAGUUGGUCAAAUAUUUGAACGACGCAUCGCACCAAAACGAACAACUGAAAAAUAUCAACAAUGUUCCGAAACUUACCGAGAAAACGAUUAUUUAUAUAGUGGAACAUUUGCAGUUACUAACGCGACCAUAUUUAAAUGUUAAAAACAUUUUUAAUCGCUAUCAAAAUUUUGAUGGUAAUGCAAAAACUGCCGAUAAAAUUCGCCGAACGUUGAAUAUUGUUCUUUUCGGCCAGUUUGGCAUGCGAGAAGGAAGAGAUCAUCUCAAUAAGCUACAGCUCAACCUUAAAGAACUGAGAAACAGCCAAGACCUGAAUGUUUCCAUGUCUGUCAGGAACGAGAUCAACCAGCACAUUCGUUAUAUUUUCACCGGCUACGAUCAUGCAAACUAUGGCGACAUAGUAAACGAGUAUGAGGAGCUUCGGAGAAAACAAAAAUUGAUUAAGGUAAGGCCUGAAGAUUUGGAUCUCCCGCAGAUUUCGCCUACUAAAAACAGACACAUGUCCGACAAUGAUGAGUCCAAGGGUAUUGAUGAACAUAAUCGUUCGAUGAAUUUUCUUGACUACAUCGAUGAUGAUCUCAUUCUAAAUACCUCCGAUCAACUGAUAGAGUCCAACAAUAGUGAGCUGAUUGGAGGCUAUGAACAGCGAAAGUCAAACCAGCCUAGAACGAACCCAAACGAAUCAUCAUCAUCGUCAUCUGUAUCAUCUUCGAAUCAACAACAAACGCCAAAAACUAAAGGUAACAGCUCUAAGCAACAGAAAAUCGAUACCCUGCUGAGUGAGUGCCAUCAUAUGGUCAAGUUGCUCGACAACGGUCCAAUCACUGCAAAGUUCGAUCGGAUCGUUUGUCAAGCGAGAGAGGGUCAUAUGUCUAAAGCAAACUAUCGCACACUACUGGGUAUCCAUUCGAUCCUGAAAAGUAAACUUGGCCGCAGGUUGCAAUCAAGAAAGAAACAUUCAAGCUAGUAUUUUUUCGUUCUUUUUGUAAAAGUAAAGAGUUUCUUGCGUAUCAUUUGCUUAAUGAGGUUUAGAUGGUACUGAAGGAGUUUUUUUGUGAAAUAAGUAAUAAAACAUAUAAAUGAGAUGUAGAACCGAUAAUAAAAUGAUAGUCUUGUAUAAUCGUAUUUCCAUUUUUUAAAGAAACUUCUGGGUUUGAUCAGACAGUAUGUACUACAAUUUUGUUCCGGGGAGUUAUUUUUUUAUGUCACGCACACAGUCUUACGAACUCAUAUUUUUACAUGUCUCGUUUACUGGCUUAUAGAUCAAGUAAAUUUUGGAAUUAUUUGCAUGUGCGAUUAGCUUUCGAUUACGAAAUAUUGUGACCUUUUUCGAAAG